Dentiscutata heterogama is the source of this 428-nucleotide messenger RNA. The record is from the annotation of a GenBank genome assembly. NCBI's taxonomy places the organism in Eukaryota, Fungi, Glomeromycota, Glomeromycetes, Diversisporales, Gigasporaceae.
ACAUUGUUGGUUCAGAUUGGGUUAGUUUAAAUGUCAAGGGUACUGAGGACAUGGUAUUGGGUGAUUGGAUAUGUCAUGUGGCUGAAGAGAAGAAGUACUUUGUGCACUAUGUCGGCUAUUCAAUAUGGAGGCCCAUCCGUCAAAACCCUUUCCAUGACUUUUAUGUAGAUCCGGACCUUGGUGAGACCAUCUUGGUCCAUCAGAUGAAAGGCAUUGAGAGAUGUAAUGCCAUGAAGGAUGUGUACACCAAAUACGAAAAGGUUUCCAAUGCUCAGUAUCAUUCGGAAUUCAACAGCCAAUGGUCUGGUCACAAAAGGGAGAUUGUUCCAAAAUGCUGGGAGAAAGAACAGAUCUGGAAUCAAACUUUGCAGUGCACCUACAAGAACUGGUUCUAUGAAGCAUGGGGUUUUAAGGAAGGGAAGUGUUAG